This is a messenger RNA of Pedinophyceae sp. YPF-701, 1227 nucleotides long. NCBI's taxonomy places the organism in Eukaryota, Viridiplantae, Chlorophyta, Pedinophyceae. The record is from the annotation of a GenBank genome assembly.
AUGGCGGGCGCGGCGCCGUUGUCCGCGUGGGGCGCGGACGCGGGGCAGGUGGGCGGGUGCAUCCUUGGGAACUGCAAGGUGGCGCUGGCGAAGUGUUUGGCGGACGGGACGUGCAUUGAGAACCUGGUGUGCGUCAACGCGUGCAACAACCGCCCCGACGAGGCCGCGUGCCAGAUCCGUUGCGGCGACCUCUACACGUCGCCGGCGGUCGAGGAGUUCGACACGUGCGCGCUGACGGAGAAGAAGUGCGUGCCGCAGAUCCAGGACACGGGCGAGUUCCCCGCGCCGGCGCUGGACGCGGUGGUCGAGCAGUUCGACAUGAAGGCGUGGGAGGGGCGGUGGUACAUCACGGCCGGGCUCAACCCGCUGUUCGACACGUUCGACUGCCAGCGCCACUUCUUCACGAACCCGUCUCCUGGCAAGGUGUACUCCCAGAUCAACUGGCGCGUCAGGGGCGGCAUCGGGUCCGUGCCAGGCGCGUUCAUUGACCGGAGCGUCAAGCAGCAGCUGGUCCAGGACUCGCAAAUGCCUGGCAAGCUCGCGGACACGGGCGGGGAGUUCCUCCACUUCAAGGACGACUGGUACAUCCUGGGCGCGAAGUACGACGGCCCUGCCAACAGCGAGGACGACUACAUCCUGGUCUACUAUCGAGGGAACAACGACGCGUGGCUGGGCUACGGCGGCGGCACCUUAUACCAGCGCGUGCCUGCUCUCACACCCCAGGCACAGGCGGCCGCGCAGGAGCGCUUGAAAAUGGCGGGCCUGCCGAACGCACAGUGGGACAAAUGGACAGUGACGGACAACACGUGCGGUCCGCAGCCGCCCUCGCGCCUCCAGGGCGCCGAGAUGGAGCUCGGGCGGGACUUUGCGCGGAUUGAGCGGGAGCUGGAGCGCGACCUGACCCUGGUGGAGAGCGAGGUGGCCAGGGAGGUGCGCGAGCUGGGGCGCGAGGUGGCGAACGUGGAGCGCAGCGUGGAGGAGAGCGUGCGGCGCCUGGAGAAGAAGAUCGAGGGGGCCGACCUGGGGUCGUUGAUCCAGGUGGCAGAGCGCGCGGAGCAGCGCCUGGCGGACGCGUUCCGCGGGACGUUCGACCGCGAGGUCCAGGCGGCGCUGCGGAGCCGGAGGGAGCAGGAGACGGCGCAGAAGCGUCUCGACAAGAUGAUGCGCGACAUGCCGAUGCCCGGCGUGGAGGAGGCCAUAGCGACCGUGCGGCGGGCCCCGUUGUAG